CAUUUUGCAGCGAGUGCUGAGGCGGUCAACAUGGCUCUCCGGCUGGUCAAGGCUACCCGUGUUGGUAAAGACAAUGUUGAACCAAAAGUCCUUCCAGCAAAAGCUGGAACAACAAAACUUGGGUUGAGACCUAGAACUGCUUUGGUGGACAUAGGAAACAAGGCACAAGGAAUUAAAGUCCCUUUGAAAAAGGGGAAAGGUACAGUGGCCCCAAAGGUGGAACCAGUGAAGAAGCUCAACAAACCAGUUGUUUCUCAAGCAGAAAAAUAUGAAGAUAUACCAAAGUUACAGGUACCAACAUCACCAUCCCUGAUGGAAACAUCAGGCUGUAUAGCUGAAGACUUGUGCCAAGCCUUCUCUGAUGUGCUGCUUCCUGUUAAAGAUGUUGAUGCAGACGAUGGUGACAACCCCAUGCUAUGCAGUGAAUACGUUAAAGAUAUCUACAAAUACUUGAGGCAACUAGAGGUGGAACAGUCAGUGAGGCCAAAGUACUUGGAAGGAAGGGAGGUAACUGGGAAUAUGCGUGCUAUCCUAAUAGACUGGCUUGUACAGGUUCAGAGAAAAUUUCAGCUUCUCCAAGAAACAUUGUACAUGACUGUGUCAAUCAUUGAUCGAUUCCUUCAGGAUAAUCCAGUGACCAAGAGCAACCUACAACUUGUUGGUGUGACAGCAAUGCUCGUGGCAUCUAAAUAUGAAGAAAUGUAUCCUCCAGAAAUUGGAGACUUUGUCUAUGUUACUGACAACACUUACACUACAGCUGCAAUACGUGAAAUGGAGAGGAAGAUUCUUCAGAAGCUUAACUUUUCUCUAGGCAGGCCUCUUCCUCUGCACUUUCUGAGGAGGUCUUCAAAAGUUGCAGAAGUAAGCUCUGAACACCAUACUCUGGCUAAAUAUUUGAUGGAACUGACUAUAGUUGACUACGAGAUGAUGCAUUAUCUUCCAUCCCAAAUUGCUGCUGCUGCUUUUUGUCUUGCUCAGAAAGUCUUGAAUAAUGGUGAAUGGACACCUCUUCUACAGCAUUACAUGACCUAUAAAGAAGAUGAUCUCAUUCCAGUGAUGGAACACAUUUCCAAGAAUGUUGUGAAGGUCAAUCAAGGUCUCACUAAGCAUGUGACUGUUAAGAACAAAUAUGCCAGCAGCAAGCAAAUGAAGAUCAGCACCAUUCCACAGCUAAAAUCUGAUGUGAUACUCAACUUUUCAAAGCAUUUAAUCUCUCAGAAAUAACUUUCUCUGAAAGUGAUGUGUUCUUGUAUAGUCUGAUGUCUUGAUGCUUCUCAGCACCAUGUGCUAUUGUAAAUAAGAAAUGUAAUUUCCAUUUUUAUCCACUACUUGGACUUUUCUUCACUAAUAAAACUGAUUUUAAACAUUUUGUUUUGCUGCCCACUUUUAACAAUCUGCACCAUUCAUUGUGAUUUCACUGCUGAUCUUUAACAUUGAUUCAGUUGGCUUUGUUGUUUGACCUUGAACUGAGUUUG
Messenger RNA from Carcharodon carcharias (great white shark), 1475 nucleotides. RefSeq names its product G2/mitotic-specific cyclin-B1-like. Lineage: Eukaryota; Metazoa; Chordata; Chondrichthyes; Lamniformes; Lamnidae. The transcript has 9 exons. Gene Ontology annotation, biological process: regulation of cyclin-dependent protein serine/threonine kinase activity; mitotic cell cycle phase transition; mitotic metaphase chromosome alignment. Bases 31 to 1224 code for a protein of 397 amino acids. Gene Ontology annotation, molecular function: cyclin-dependent protein serine/threonine kinase regulator activity. Gene Ontology annotation, cellular component: cytoplasm; nucleus; cyclin B1-CDK1 complex. The record is from RefSeq and is a predicted model, not a curated record.